Pelodiscus sinensis (Chinese soft-shelled turtle) is the source of this 8917-nucleotide messenger RNA. The record is from RefSeq and is a predicted model, not a curated record. Lineage: Eukaryota; Metazoa; Chordata; Testudines; Trionychidae.
CAUGAAAAGGAAACUAUGACUGAGGUGCAAGAUGCUGGAAGCGUGUACCACCAGAGGUACUGGGUGGUGGUAGAUGAUUUAGACUAUAUGUACAUUAAAUAUGCCAGGGUUUGGAUCCCUGAUCCAGAGGAAGUCUGGAAGUCAGCAGAACUUCUCAAAGAUUACAAACAAGGAGAUAAAGUCCUCCAGCUUCGACUUGAAGAGGGCAAGGAUUUGCAAUACUGCCUUGAUCCGAAGACGAAGGAACUGCCCCCGUUAAGAAACCCUGAUAUUCUUGUUGGUGAAAAUGAUCUCACGGCACUCAGUUAUCUCCAUGAACCUGCUGUUCUACACAACCUCAAAGUUCGCUUUAUAGAUUCAAAACUCAUUUAUACCUACUGUGGUAUCGUCUUGGUAGCCAUAAAUCCUUAUGAACAACUGCCUAUCUAUGGCGAAGAUAUCAUCAAUGCAUACAGUGGUCAGAAUAUGGGGGAUAUGGAUCCACACAUAUUUGCUGUGGCUGAAGAAGCCUACAAACAGAUGGCCAGAGAUGAACGGAAUCAGUCUAUCAUUGUAAGUGGGGAAUCUGGAGCAGGAAAGACGGUCUCUGCUAAGUAUGCCAUGAGAUACUUUGCCACUGUUAGUGGUUCUGCCAGUGAAGCAAAUGUUGAAGAGAAAGUACUGGCUUCUAACCCUAUCAUGGAGUCCAUCGGAAAUGCCAAAACCACAAGGAAUGACAACAGUAGUCGUUUUGGAAAGUACAUUGAAAUUGGUUUCGAUAAGAGGUACCGAAUCCUUGGUGCUAACAUGAGAACUUAUCUCUUAGAAAAAUCAAGAGUGGUAUUUCAGGCAGAAGAGGAGAGAAAUUAUCACAUUUUUUAUCAGCUCUGUGCCUCUGCAGCAUUACCUGAGUUUAAAACACUGAGAUUAGGGAAUGCAACUUAUUUUCACUAUACAAAGCAAGGGAGUAGUCCAGUGAUUGAUGGCAUUGAUGAUGCUAAGGAAAUGGUACACACCAGACAGGCCUGCACUUUGCUAGGGAUUAAUGAUUCCUACCAGAUGGGAAUCUUUCGAAUCCUCGCUGGGAUCCUUCACCUGGGCAACGUUGGCUUUACCUCUCGGGAUGCUGACAGCUGCACGAUCCCUCCCAAACAUGAACCCCUCACUAUCUUCUGUGACCUCAUGGGUGUGGAAUAUGAAGAGAUGUCUCACUGGCUUUGCCAUAGGAAGCUUGCUACUGCUUCUGAGACCUACAUCAAGCCCAUUUCCAAACUGCAGGCCAUCAAUGCCAGAGAUGCUCUUGCCAAACAUAUCUAUGCCAAACUCUUUAACUGGAUUGUUGAUCACGUGAACAAAGCUCUGCAUUCUUCAGUAAAGCAGCAUUCGUUCAUCGGCGUAUUGGACAUUUAUGGGUUCGAGACAUUUGAGAUAAACAGCUUUGAACAGUUUUGUAUCAACUAUGCCAAUGAAAAACUGCAGCAACAGUUCAAUAUGCAUGUAUUUAAGCUGGAACAGGAGGAAUAUAUGAAGGAACAAAUUCCAUGGACUUUGAUUGAUUUCUAUGACAAUCAGCCUUGUAUUAAUCUCAUAGAGGCCAAACUGGGCAUCUUGGAUCUACUAGAUGAGGAAUGUAAGAUGCCAAAAGGAUCAGAUGGCUCUUGGGCCCAGAAGUUGUAUAACACACAUUUGAAUAAAUGUGUGCUCUUUGAAAAACCACGUAUGUCAAACAAAGCUUUUAUCAUACAACACUUUGCUGACAAGGUGGAAUAUCAAUGUGAAGGCUUCCUGGAAAAGAACAAAGACACAGUUUAUGAAGAACAAAUCAAGGUCCUAAAAUCAAGUAAGAAGUUUAAGAUGCUGUCAGAGUUAUUUCAGGAUGACGAGAAGGCUUUUAGUCCCACCUCAGCAACCCCUUCAGGUCGCACGCUGCUGACUCGCACUGCUGUCAAACCAGCCAAAGCCAGACCAGGCCACGCAAGCAAGGAGCAUAAGAAAACUGUGGGACACCAGUUUCGGAACUCUCUUCAUCUACUGAUGGAAACCCUUAAUGCUACAACUCCACAUUACGUGCGUUGUAUUAAGCCCAAUGACUUCAAGUUUCCAUUCACGUUUGAUGAAAAGCGGGCAGUUCAGCAGCUCAGAGCUUGUGGAGUUCUGGAAACUAUCCGGAUCAGUGCAGCUGGCUUCCCCUCACGGUGGACCUAUCAGGAAUUCUUCAGCCGCUACCGUGUCUUAAUGAAGCAAAAAGAUGUCCUUAGUGACAGAAAACAGACCUGCAAAAAUGUGUUGGAGAAGUUGAUUUUGGACCAGGAUAAGUAUCAGUUUGGUAAAACAAAAAUAUUUUUUCGGGCUGGUCAAGUAGCCUAUCUGGAAAAAAUAAGAGCAGAUAAGCUGAGAGCUGCUUGCAUCCGCAUCCAGAAGACGAUCCGAGGAUGGCUGAUGCGGAAGAAGUACCUGCGCAUGAGGAAAGCAGCCAUCACCAUUCAGAGAUAUGUCCGAGGGUACCAGGCUCGAUGCUAUGCCAUGUUCUUGAGAAGAACCAGGGCUGCCAUCAUAAUUCAGAAGUUCCAGCGCAUGUGUGUGGUUCGCAAAAGAUACCGUCUCAUGCAAGCUGCCACUGUUAUGCUUCAGUCACUUUUACGAGGGUACAUGGCCAGGAACCAAUACCAAAGGAUGCUUCGAGAGCAUAAAGCCAUUAUUAUUCAGAAGCGUGUGCGGGGCUGGCUGGCUCGUGUGCACUACCAUCGGAGCUUGAGGGCAAUCGUUUACCUGCAAUGCUGCAUCAGGCGUAUGAUUGCCAGGAGGGAGCUAAAGAAGUUGAAGAUAGAGGCGCGCUCUGUGGAACGCUACAAGAAACUCAAUAUUGGGAUGGAGAACAAGAUCAUGCAACUGCAGCGUAAAAUUGAUGAGCAGAACAAAGACUACAAAUCCCUACUGGAGAAACUAACUAGCUUGGAAACCACAUACACCACGGAGACCGAGAAAUUGCGGAGUGAUGUGGAAAGGCUUCGCAUGAGUGAGGAGGAGGCUAAGAAUGCCACCAACCGUGUUCUCGUACUCCAAGAGGAGAUCGCCAAGCUUCGAAAGGAGCUGCACCAAACUCAGUCUGAGAAGAUAACAAUUGAGGAAUGGUCAAACAGAUACAAACAAGAAACAGAACAGUUGGUAUCAGAACUGAAAGAACAAAACACGCUGCUGAAAAAGGAAAAAGAGGAGCUGAAUCGUCGCAUCCAUGAUCAGGCCAAGGAGAUAACAGAGACGCUAGAGAAGAAGUUUGUUGAGGAAACAAAACAGCUGGAGCUAGAUCUGAAUGACGAGAGGCUAAGGUAUCAGAAUCUGCUGAAUGAGUUCAGCCGCUUAGAGGAGCGCUAUGACGACCUCAAGGAUGAGGUGAAUCUGAUGGUGAGCAUCCCCAAGCCUGGACACAAAAGAACAGAUUCCACACACAGCAGCAAUGAAUCUGAAUAUACAUUUAGCUCUGAGAUUACGGAAGCAGAAGACUUACCACUGAGAAUGGAGGAGCCAAGUGAGAAAAAGCCACCGCUGGACAUGUCUCUGUUCCUCAAGCUGCAGAAACGGGUUACAGAGCUGGAGCAGGAAAAGCAAUCCUUGCAGGAUGAAUUGGACAGGAAGGAGGAACAGGCUCUCCGCACCAAGACAAGGGAGGAGGAGAGGCCCCCAAUGAGAGGCGCAGAACUAGAGUAUGAGUCACUCAAGCGUCAAGAACUUGAAUCUGAGAACAAAAAGCUGAAGAAUGAGCUGAAUGAGUUGCAGAAGGCUCUUAUGGAGAAGGGCUCUCCAGAGGUGACUGCUCCUGGUGCUCCUGCCUAUAGAGUCCUCCUGGAACAGCUGACCUCUGUGAGUGAGGAGCUGGAGGUGCGCAAGGAAGAAGUCCUCAUCCUGAGGUCUCAGCUGGUGAGUCAGAAGGAGGCUAUUCAACCCAAGGAGGAUAAGAAUACUAUGACAGAUUCUACAAUCCUGUUGGCGGAUGUACAGAAGAUGAAAGACAAAGGAGAAAUAGCCCAGGCCUAUAUUGGGCUAAAGGAAACAAACAGGCUCCUAGAAUCUCAGCUUCAGUCCCAGAAAAAGAGUCACGACAAUGAGUUGGAAGCUCUCCGGGGCGAGAUUCAGAGUCUGAAGGAGGAGAAUAACCGCCAGCAGCAGCUUUUAGCACAGAAUCUGCAGCUGCCCCCUGAGGCCCGGAUUGAGGCCAGUCUACAGCAUGAGAUCACACGGCUGACUAAUGAAAACCUGGAUUUAAUGGAGCAGCUUGAAAAGCAGGACAAGACAGUUCGCAAGCUGAAAAAGCAGCUGAAAGUGUUUGCUAAAAAGAUUGGUGAACUGGAAGUGGGUCAGAUGGAAAACAUUUCGCCUGGGCAAAUCAUUGACGAACCCAUACGUCCAGUUAAUAUUCCACGGAAAGAAAAGGACUUCCAGGGAAUGUUAGAAUAUAAGAAGGAUGAUGAGCCAAAAUUGGUCAAGAAUCUUAUUUUAGAUCUGAAACCACGUGGUGUGGCAGUCAACCUGAUCCCAGGACUACCAGCAUAUAUAUUGUUUAUGUGUGUCCGCCAUGCUGAUUACCUUAAUGAUGAUCAAAAAGUGAGGUCAUUACUGACUUCCACUAUUAAUGGCAUCAAAAAAGUAUUGAAGAAAAGAGGUGACGACUUUGAAACAGUCUCCUUCUGGCUAUCUAACACCUGCCGAUUUUUGCACUGUUUGAAGCAAUAUAGUGGAGAAGAGGGGUUUAUGAAGCACAAUACACCUCGUCAGAAUGAACACUGCCUCACCAAUUUUGACUUGGCUGAAUACAGACAGGUAUUGAGUGACUUGGCUAUUCAAAUCUACCAGCAGCUCGUCAGAGUGUUAGAGAAUAUUCUGCAGCCAAUGAUUGUUUCAGGAAUGCUGGAGCAUGAAACUAUUCAGGGCGUCUCAGGGGUCAAGCCAACAGGGCUGCGAAAGAGAACAUCCAGUAUUGCUGAUGAAGGGACCUACACACUGGACUCUAUCAUUCGACAGCUGAAUGCGUUCCACUCUGUAAUGUGUCAGCAUGGUAUGGAUCCAGAGCUGAUCAAGCAAGUUGUCAAGCAAAUGUUUUACAUUGUUGGGGCAGUAACUCUGAAUAACCUGUUGCUGCGCAAGGACAUGUGCUCCUGGAGCAAAGGGAUGCAGAUACGGUACAAUGUGAGUCAACUUGAAGAAUGGCUACGCGACAAAAAUUUGAUGAACAGUGGGGCUAAAGAAACACUGGAGCCUCUCAUUCAGGCUGCACAGUUAUUGCAAGUGAAAAAGAAGACCGAUGAAGAUGCAGAAGCCAUUUGUUCAAUGUGCAAUGCUCUAACUACGGCACAGAUUGUAAAAGUUUUGAAUUUGUAUACUCCAGUUAAUGAGUUUGAAGAAAGGGUCUUGGUAUCAUUUAUACGUACGAUACAGAUGCGUUUACGAGACAGGAAAGACUCCCCUCAGCUGCUAAUGGAUGCUAAACACAUCUUUCCUGUUACUUUUCCAUUUAAUCCAUCCUCUCUUGCAUUAGAAACCAUUCAAAUUCCAGCCAGCUUGGGCCUAGCAUUCAUCUCACGUGUUUGAACCAAGGAUGAACUUGUCAGCUAUUAACAAUAAGUCCAUUGCCUGAAAUCUGAAUCCAUUAACAUAUAGUGAGCCACUGAAAAUACGUUUUUGAGAGGACAGUACUAUAUAUUCCCAGAUUUUUAGUAUGAGUAGCUGGAAAUCUACAUAACCAUACCACAACUGGAAGGCUGGUAGAAACAUGUGCAUUUGUAUAGGCCAUUAUUUUCAUGUAGACACAGUACUGAUUGUUAGGUUUCCUGAAUAUGAAUAUGGGGCUUGGGCAAAAAUUGUGUCUUCAGAUGCCUAGAAACAUUUUUAGAUCUUUAGUAACAUAUUUAAAUAGUGUACAUUUAAAAUCCAUACACACUCUUCUCAUAAGGAAAGACUGAUAAGGACAGAUGCAAUACUUUAAGCAGAGGACUAAAAGUAAGGCAUUGUGUAGUAGAAUACAUCGUCAUGUAGAAACCUGUUUGUCCAUUACAGUUUUUGACAAUUUAAACAUAGCAAACUGGCAAUAUAUAAAAUAAUUUGUUAAACAGCUUCCUUAUUUAUGUCAGCCCUGACAUAAAUUAUGAAGUAUUAUUAAAGUCUUUUGGCUUACGAUGCGGUAUAACAUAGGUGUUCAUUUGUUAGGACUGUGGUUUACUAAGCAUAUUAAACUGCUGCUGAGUAUUGUGUUCUUUAAAAUAUAUGACUGUAUCCUUUAUUAGGCACUAAAAUAAGAGAGUUCACUUUUUAUUAUCAACUUUGUUUACAAUCCAGUGCAAUCCGUUCCUUUAACUGGAUUUAUGCAAAUGUCAACAAAUAUCACCUGGAAAGGAAAAAUGGUAACUAAGCACAAGUAGCAGCACACUGGAAGUUAGAUUAUCGUUUUCUUUAAAAGUUUACUAAAAUAUUUGUCUUGUGAUAAAAUGAACAAAAGUCAGUCAUGAUUAUAACAUUUAUUUCACAUUUUUGUAGUUGGUCAGGGUUUUUCCUUUGUCCAAUUUUAGUCCCCGGAAAAGGCAUUGUAUUUUUUCAAUAUCAUCCAUUGUAUAUCUUUUUCAGUAUCAUCCAUGGUACUCUUUAAGAUGUAUUUUCAAAAUACCUAGAAGGAAAGGGGAAAUUCCUUCAGUAGGCCAAUACCUUUAUUAUUCUAUCUAUUGACUCUAGGAAAUAUACAACAAACACUGACUAGGAAGGGAGUAAUUAAAAUUGUGCAAUUUGUGAAUCUAUCCACAUAGUUCAUAAACCUAUUUAACAAAAGGGUUAUUUCAUGCUAGAAAAAUACUUUUAAAAAAUCUAUAAAGUGUUCUGUAAGAUCCAGAAUACACAAUGACAAAUUACAGUUGUUUUAACCACUGCACUUCCAAUCAGAAAGAAUAUUUCCUCUUGUUACUCCUCAGAUUUGCUCCACUGUGGAAUUUUUAUUUCAGAAUACACAACAGUUAAGUCAGAUGCCUUGGUCAACACUCUGUUUCUGAAUUUUAAAAUACUGUCAGUGAUGUAUAGAGCAAAUAUACAUGUGAAAAAGUUAUGCAUUACAAAAUUGUAGUGUGCAAUAUUUUAAUGUAUCGUGCAAAUUAGCAACUUAGCAUGAACAUUUGUUUCUUUAAAAGAUCAGAAAAAUAUUCUGGAUGUAUACUUUUACAAUGUUCUGGUACUAGUCAAUUCCCUUGCAAACCUGCAGAAUAAUUUUGCUAUCAAGUGAGCUGACCAAUACAUUUCAGUUUUAUUUGAGAUGUAAACAUGCACCUUAUGUAUGGUGACUGAUAAUAUGUAUAAUAAAGAGAAAGCUAGAUCUUUUGUCAGUACCAUUUUGAAAUGCUCAUGCCUUUUUAUUUUCAAAAGUGUAUGCCCAUUUUUUGUGUUUGACAGCUCACUACUGAUACAUUCAGGUACCUACAAGUAAGCAUUGCAUAUUUAAUUUGGAUGAUCUUUGUUAAAUUAUUUAAAUUAUUUUCAUAUGCAAAGUAAACCAAAAGCACUUCAUCCAAAUAUGUUUGUUACUUUAUCUCUGAGGACAAGGAUAAUAUAUACUGGCUCCAAACACAGUAUAAUUUAAUAUGGUGGGGUAUACUAAUCUUUCAAAAUUUCAGGAAGUACUGCACUUGUUAAUAUUUCAUGAAAAACCCUGAUAUUGAGUAAGAGUGUAAGAGCAGGAAAUAGGUGAAAACAUUUAGAAAAAUAGAAACUUUUUUUCUCCUCUUUAAUAAAAACUGGCACAACAGUAUAUUUAUACUGUAGAUCAGAACAUAUAUUUACUACUUAAACACAAUUAUGAAAAUUUGUUUAAAAAAUUUUGUUUUUAAAAUUUGUUUACCUGUAUAAAGCCUUACUCUGUCUGUUUCCUUAAAGUAGUAGUUUGUUGUUUAUAGGUAUUAUUCUUAAACUCACUGGGUUUGAGUAGUGUUACAUUUGUAUCACAUUAAAAGUGUAUGCUGCUUCACAUGUUUUGAAGGAAAAUAUUUCUAAGUUGAAGUAGAUGUGUACUUGGUAAUUCAUCUGAGGAUUUACACAACAGUAUUUUGCGUGUGCUUUUCAGCAGUAAGAAUUUUAAUGUUGAUUUAUGAUAUAAAAUAUUUAUCUUUUUAGGUUUAAAGUCUCUAAAUAACUACAGAAAAAAACGUAAACAUCUUUUAACAACUUAUUUUUUCCUUUGAAUCAUGGUAAUGCUCUUUUAAUGUGGACAUAACUUUUAUAUUUUAAUUUAUUAUCUAUUGGUAUAGUAGAUUCUGUUGGAUGCUGGACAUUAUUAAUUUGUCAAUGUCCCCUUUGACAUAUAUGACCAUUCUAAAAAUGUUGCACAAGAAUUACCUCAUUGAGUUAGGUAUAGUUUUAGACCAGGGAUUAUUUUGCUCUGCCUUUUGCAACAUAAUCUUCUAUCCAAAUUUUAACAAAUUGCUACCCAGGCUUGAAUCUAGAUAGAACUUGAAUGUGCUUAAAUAAUUUUGCUUUAUUAAAAUAUGAUAAAGCUAGUCGACCAAAUUAGACCAAAUUAAAAAGAUAGGGUAUACGUCAUCUUUGAAAAGUUGUUUUUUUAAUCCGUUAACAGUUGCUCCAUAUCUGGAAACACCAGCAUUUGAAAGCUGAAGGACUACAUCAUCUAGGAUGUAAAAUUGAACACAUUUCAAAAUACCAUACAGGAAUUCUGAGAAUUACUUUUGUUUAAGAUGCUGAUAAUUCAUCUGAUUAAAUAAAUACCUGUAAACAGGUUUUCACUUUAUACCACCAUGGUACAUUAAUGAAAAUCAAAACAAUAUCAGAAAGACAUACGCUUUGAAAUGUAGUAGUGUCUGAUGUUGUACUUAGUAAAUGUGUGCAUCAUAAACACUGUAUCCUAUUAGCUGUCACUGAAAAAUGUCCAAAUAAAAAACAACUCUACAGCUGUUAA